Micropterus dolomieu (smallmouth bass) is the source of this 1079-nucleotide messenger RNA. It is a transcript of the gene xgb, whose product is annotated as x globin. Lineage: Eukaryota; Metazoa; Chordata; Actinopteri; Centrarchiformes; Centrarchidae. The transcript is spliced from 5 exons. Gene Ontology annotation, molecular function: oxygen binding; heme binding. The coding region runs from base 140 to 742 and encodes 200 amino acids. The record is from RefSeq and is a predicted model, not a curated record.
AGUGUAGUUCAAGACGCAAUCGCACACUUAAACCAGAUGCCAGCAACAUCACAUAUCAUCUGGCACAAAAUCAAUUAACCCUCGUUUUUUUCCUUCUUCUUCUUGAAUUCAACAUCACCGUCAAUUUUUUUUAUGAAGAAUGGGCUGCGCAAUAUCAGGUCUGACAGGAAAAGCAGAGUUUGGAGAGAGGAACACGGAGGAUGCUGCUGCUGCUGCUGCGUAUCCCAGCGAGGAUCAGAUUCAGAUGAUCAAGGAGUCAUGGAAAGUUAUCCGGGACGAUAUAGCCAAAGUUGGGAUUAUUAUGUUCGUCAGGUUGUUUGAGACCCAUCCCGAAUGCAAGGAUGUCUUCUUCCUUUUCCGAGACGUUGAAGACCUGGAGAGGUUGCGGACCAGCCGGGAGCUCAGGGCACACGGCCUACGGGUGAUGUCUUUUAUUGAGAAAAGCGUGGCCAGACUGGACCAGCUGGAGAGACUGGAAGCUCUGGCUCUUGAGCUCGGAAAAGGCCAUUAUCAUUACAACGCCCCACCUAAGUACUACAGUUAUGUUGGAGCAGAAUUCAUCUGUGCCGUGCAGCCCAUCCUGAAGGAGAGGUGGACAGCUGAGCUGGAGGAGGCAUGGAAGACCAUGUUCCAGUAUUUGACCAGCCUCAUGACGCAGGGAUACCAGGAGGAGAGCCACCGACAGCGCCACCUAGCAGUCUCCCCAAAAGAAAGACCGGACAAGAGGAACACAGCACUAUGAGACGCUACUUCUCUCAAAACACAGCUCAAGACUGUUUUUCCAGAUCACAGAAAUGUGUUUUGUGUAAAUAGUGUAUUUACUGUCUACUUUUCUACAUCGCUUGUCAUUGUUUACCAUUUUAUCCCAAUGGACAAAACCAAAACAGUGAUUUUUAACAAAGCACUUUAUUUCUGAACUUAAACUCUGCUGCAGGAUUCAGGAGCGCAACAAGACAAUACAAAUAUUUGACAAAAUAUUCUGGUUGUAGUUAAAUCUGCUUUGUAAUUGUGAGGAAUACUUGCUCUCUGUAUUCAUAACUCAAAAUCAAUGCCUUUCAGUAAAUCUACAAUUUAACGUG